AUGAUCCGUCUCCCUGCUGAUCACUCGGAGAAGAUUGCGGGGUCGUCGUACCGCGCGCAAAAGGCGCUCGAGGACGCUAAAAACGGAGGCGACAAGCCCGCCAUCAACCCCCAUGUGCCCGACUACAUUGCCAAGGCGCCGUGGUGGGCCGAGAUCAACGGCGAGCCGUCGCUGAACCACCACCGUAAAGAGGAGAAGAAGAAGACGCCCAUCGACCAGUGGUACGACCGAGGAGUUACCGGUCCCGCGGCGACCAAGUACCGCAAGGGCGCUUGCGAGAACUGCGGUGCGAUGACGCACAAGCGGAGGGACUGCGUCGAGCGUCCACGAAAGCGCGGCGCCAAGUUUACCAACAAGAACAUUGCGCCGGACGAGAACAUUCAAGAGGUGUCGCGCGAGUACGACGCGAAGCGCGACCGGUGGAACGGCUACGACCCUUCGAGCUACAAGUCUGUUGUCGAGGACUACGAGGCGGCCGAGGAGGCGCGGAAGAAGUUCCGCGAGGCCGAGCUCGAGGAGGAGGCCAAGAAGGCUGCCGAGGUGAAGCGCGAGGCCAAGAAGCAAAAGGCCAAGGACGAGGACGACGAGUUCGGCACGGACGACGACAGCGACGAGGAGACCGGCGACACGAGCAUGCAGGCGGACCAGGUGGACCAAACGUUCGACACGAAGAACCGCAUGACUGUACGCAACCUGCGUAUCCGCGAGGACACGGCCAAGUAUCUGCUGAACCUGAACCCCGAGUCGGCGUACUACGACCCGAAGACGCGCUCGAUGCGUGACGCGCCCGAGGAGGGCAAGAGCGCCGAAGACUUGCGGUUCGCAGGCGACAAUUUUGCGCGGUACAGCGGCGACGCGACAAACAUGCAAAAGCUGCAGGCGUUCGCGUGGCAAUCGGCGCAGCGCGGUCACAACGUCAAUGUGCACUCGAACCCGACGGCGGGUGAGCUGCUUCACCGCGAGUUCCAGCAGAAGCGCGACGUGGUCAAGACACAGGCCAAGACGAGUAUCCUGGAGAAGUACGGUGGUGAGGAGCACCUUGAGCGCCUGCCACAGGAACUCCUCGGCGGACAGACAGAGCAUUAUGUCGAGUAUUCGCGUACGGGAGAGGUCAUCCGCGGCCAGGAGCAGGCCAAGGCCAAGUCCAAGUACCCCGAGGACGUGUUCCCGAACAACCACACAAGCGUGUGGGGAUCGUGGUACGACCGCGAGAGCGGGCAGUGGGGAUUCGCGUGCUGCCACUCGCUCAUUGCGCGAUCAUACUGCACAGGCGAGGCCGGCAAGGAGGCGAACCAGGCCUCCACUGCCGCCGCUCUGCUCGGUACGAACGACGAUGAAGAGGCCGAGGAGGAGCAGCCUGUGAAGACGCUUGCCGAGAUCCACCGCGAGCGCAUGGAGGCGGGCAAGGGAAAGAAGAAGGACGACGACAAGUCGCGGGAAGCGAGCGACGAGCCCGACCUCGACAAAGAGCGGUUGAAGCGUGCCGUCGCCGAGGAGCGGAGACGGAAGCGCAUGGGCGAGGACGAGGCGUGGGAGGCGACCAAGAAGGCCAAGACGGACGUCACUGAGGAGGAGAUGGAGGCGUACCGCAUGUCGCGGAACGCGUUCGAGGACCCUAUGGCAAACUACGAAGACAAGGAGUAG
Molecule: messenger RNA, 1644 nt
Organism: Trichosporon asahii var. asahii CBS 2479
Lineage: Eukaryota; Fungi; Basidiomycota; Tremellomycetes; Trichosporonales; Trichosporonaceae
Product: mRNA processing-related protein
Exons: 2
Coding region: 1-1644 (547 amino acids)
Biological process (GO): mRNA splicing, via spliceosome
Cellular component (GO): spliceosomal complex
Molecular function (GO): pre-mRNA 3'-splice site binding
Source: RefSeq, a predicted model, not a curated record